Messenger RNA from Nannospalax galili (Upper Galilee mountains blind mole rat), 925 nucleotides. It is a transcript of the gene Dtd2, whose product is annotated as D-aminoacyl-tRNA deacylase 2. The transcript has 3 exons. The record is from RefSeq and is a predicted model, not a curated record. Gene Ontology annotation, biological process: tRNA metabolic process. Gene Ontology annotation, cellular component: cytoplasm. Bases 61 to 564 code for a protein of 167 amino acids. Gene Ontology annotation, molecular function: D-tyrosyl-tRNA(Tyr) deacylase activity. Lineage: Eukaryota; Metazoa; Chordata; Mammalia; Rodentia; Spalacidae.
UCCGGUGGACGUUCCCUGGGACGGGCUGGGGCUUGAGCCGGUCCUUUGCGCUCUGCGGCCAUGGCGGACGGCGGUUCCCCGCGGGCCCGCGCGCUCCUGCAGCAGUGCGUGCACGCGCGCCUCCAGGUGCGCCCGCCGGACGGGGACGCGGCAGCGCAGUGGGUACAGGUUCAGAGAGGAUUGCUGAUCUAUGUGUGUUUCUUCAAGGGAGCUGAUAAAGAACUUCUUCCCAAAAUGGUUAAUACAUUGCUAAACGUGAAAUUAAGUGAAACUGAAAAUGGCAAGCACGUCUCUAUCCUGGAUCUACCUGGAGACGUUCUUAUCAUCCCUCAAGCCACACUUGGGGGCCGAGUGAAAGGAAGAAACAUGCAGUAUCACUCUAACUCCGGAAAAGAAGAGGGGUCAGCACUGUAUUCCCAGUUUGUAUGUCUUUGUGAAAAAGAAUUGGCUGCCAACAGCAAGUGUGCUGAGGCAGGUGUUGUAGUGCAACAUGGCACCUAUGGGAACCGGCAAGUGUUACAGCUGGAUACCCAUGGCCCAUACACACACCUAAUUGAGUUCUGAAAAAGUCUUUCCCACAUGGUUUCCUGGUAUGAAAUGAAGUAAUGAGAUUUUUCUUCCCCUUCAUUUUGAAUACAUAGAUCUGAAACCUACUUAGGCAGCUAAAUCCUGCAGCCCAUAAAUAACUGCAGCUAAUCAGACGACUGUGCCUGGUCCCCUGACCUGGGGCCUGUCGCCCUUUGUCCUACUUCCUCUGUCUUCCACUAGAAAACUUGAAAAGUGCUGUCUGUUCAUAGUCAUUAAGAAAAUCUUAACCAUAUUUCAAAAAUUGCAUACAUUUAAAAUAUGAAGAAAUUUGUAGUCAUAGAAAACGUAUUUCAUACUCUCAAAUGUGCAUGAUAGGUAAUAAAAAUAAUUAUUUGUA